Messenger RNA from Salpingoeca rosetta, 1485 nucleotides. RefSeq lists its product as uncharacterized. Lineage: Eukaryota; Choanoflagellata; Craspedida; Salpingoecidae. The transcript is spliced from 5 exons. The coding region runs from base 1 to 1485 and encodes 494 amino acids. The record is from RefSeq and is a predicted model, not a curated record.
AUGAAGCAGAAAAGAAAUGCGUCCAAGCGUCCUCAGCAGUCAGCAGCCUUGAGGCAGCAAGCCACGACAGCAACGGCAGCAACAACAGCGGCAACCACAGCAACAGCAGCAGGGGGUAGUAGCAAGAAGAAGAAGAAUGGUGUACAAGAAGUGGAGGGUGGUUCAAAGUCAACCAUCAGUGCGGCAUUCUCUUCACCAUCGCCCUUGUCUUCAAGUUCCAUGCCGAAGACAGCCACCCCAACCAAGAAGCGUAUGGUCAAUGACGAGCAGAAGCAGCGCGAGUUGCAUGUGCUAGUGAAUCGGCGGUACCAGACCCGCCACACAGUGUCGAAGCUGCUGAAGAACUGCGACGGAGAUGCCGCUACGAAGCAGAUGACUGGCACAACCUCAGUCGAGACCAGCGAGGCAGCCAGCGAUCACAGUGUGCAAGGACUGCGACGUUCUCCCCGCAAGUCCACGAGCCCGUACAAGAGGUCCUCGGCAGCGAACACCGCGAAGAAGGCAAAGCUCGUGCCCGCGCAGAAGAAGAAGCAGCAGGGCACAUCCACUGCCACCACAAUCAAGAAGAAGAAGAGGAGGAGGAGGGCCGCCGCACGCCGAAAGCAGCAUCGCAGUCGUGCUUCCAGCAACGCGCCGACUCUCAGCGCCCGCAGCGUCAGCAUCAUCACCCCUGAGGAAGCGCUAACCAUUGCUGGGUUUCAGCCCUUCAGCUUGUAUGCGGACAGCAACAUCCGCGACCUGUAUCGGCUGCUCUUCCAGCUCGCGCAGAUGCGACUCUACAGCUUCACCCACUCCUGGGUUUCCAAGCGCGACCGUCUGCUCUUCUUUCCAGAAGCAAACGUUGAACUGUCCUUCAAGCGAUUUGUAACCGUUCUCCAGGAACAUGGCGUGGCGGUGGAGCACUUGGUAACAAACGCCGACACAUUGGGCGACGGCCACUUCCUUGUCAAGCGCGAUGAGAUUACGUGGAAGCGCCCACAAUGCAAAUACGUGCGCGGAAAGAAUGGUCUCGUGUACCAGGACCGCCGGUUUGAGGUGUCAAGCUUCCUCUUCUGGCUGUGUGGCGUCACAGAGCCGGAGGAACUGCCGUUCCUCCACAGCCGCCCCGAUCAGCUCAAGCCACGUUGCGAGUUUGGGUUCCACGGUAGCAGGCGUGGGUUCAAGCACAAGCGCAAGCUGUGCCUCAAUCCAGCACACUACACCACGAACGACCUGUCAAACCUCAAGGAUUGCUGGAAGACCUGCUUCAAGUCAAACCCAGCAUUCGAGCACGAGAUUCGCAUGCCAGGCGACAAGGCACUCUGCUUCUGCGAUGAGUGUCACGUGCGCAGCAUGUGGCUUGUGUCCAAGAUCAAAGGGUAUCAGAUUCCAAAGGAAGUGGACGAGCAAGUGAAGCGCACAAGCACUCCAGAGUUUCUCGAGAGCGUCUCCACGUACAUCUCCCGCGUCAUUUACUCUCCCGCAUUCCGCAACGCACGCGCCUAA